AGGGCGCAUGCGCGGGUAGCACGCCCAGGGUUCUCUCCUUGUCUCCCCCAAGCUCUGUUGCCCACCCCCAUGGCCUUAAGGACUGCCCCUCCAGUUUAUAUUGGGCCUGCGGGGGAAUGGAGGAUGCGCGGGGCAACGGCGCAGAGGACUUCUGCACUGACCCAGGGCCUGGAGCGAAUCCCUGACCAGCUCGGCUACCUGGUGCUGAGCGAAGGUGCAGUGCUGGCGUCCUCUGCCUGGUGUACUGCUUGGCAUAUGCAGUCAUCUGGGGACCUUGAGAAUGAUGAGCAAGCGGCCAGCGCCAUCUCAGAGCUGGUCAGCACAGCCUGUGGCUUCCGGCUGCACCAUGGCAUGAACGUCCCCUUCAAACGCCUGUCUGGUGGGGGAAGGCCUGUUUCCCCUCCAGUGGUCUUUGGAGAACACACACUGUUGGUGACCGUGUCAGGACAGAGGGUGUUUGUGGUGAAGAGGCAGAACCGAGGCCGGGAGCCCAUUGACGUCUGAGCCUGUAGAAAUGGACUGGGUCUCAGCCUUUGAUGAGGAGACAUCCAUCCUCUACCUUUCUUGGCUUGCUGCUGAACAAGGGGCUUAUGCUCACCACCUCCUGACCCCCACCCAAGGAACAGAGGCUUGGAGACACACUAUGUUAAGGGGAACUCUGGCAAGGGGACUCCCCGCUUUCCCUCCCUUCUAAUAAACACCAGUCCAACCUUCCAA
This is a messenger RNA of Nannospalax galili (Upper Galilee mountains blind mole rat), 717 nucleotides long. It is a transcript of the gene Lamtor4, whose product is annotated as late endosomal/lysosomal adaptor, MAPK and MTOR activator 4. The transcript is spliced from 5 exons. Gene Ontology annotation, molecular function: guanyl-nucleotide exchange factor activity. NCBI's taxonomy places the organism in Eukaryota, Metazoa, Chordata, Mammalia, Rodentia, Spalacidae. Gene Ontology annotation, cellular component: Ragulator complex; lysosome. Bases 70 to 504 code for a protein of 144 amino acids. The record is from RefSeq and is a predicted model, not a curated record. Gene Ontology annotation, biological process: cellular response to amino acid stimulus; positive regulation of TOR signaling.